This is a messenger RNA of Salvia splendens (bonfire salvia), 5985 nucleotides long. RefSeq lists its product as uncharacterized. Bases 302 to 5782 code for a protein of 1826 amino acids. NCBI's taxonomy places the organism in Eukaryota, Viridiplantae, Streptophyta, Magnoliopsida, Lamiales, Lamiaceae. Gene Ontology annotation, biological process: DNA integration. The transcript is spliced from 2 exons. The record is from RefSeq and is a predicted model, not a curated record. Gene Ontology annotation, molecular function: nucleic acid binding.
ACAAAACGCCCGACCGGGCGUUUGAAGCCUCAUCGCGAUUUACCCAGAUCGCCCGACCGGGCAUAUUCCGACUUACAGAUCGCCCGACCGGGCGAUUUGUCGCUGUUGCCAACUUUGCCUCUUUCUUACUCCGGAUAUAAAAGGGUUCUCACUCAUUUCCAAACCCUAACUCCCACACCACGAAUCUUAGCAAGAAAGUAAGGUUUUGAGAGGAUUUGAAGUCAAGGAGCUUCCCAUUUCCAAGAGAUUGGAGGAAGGAGACCCCCCACCAUCAAUUCCACCAUAGGGAGUUCUAGUUUUUAUGCUCACGCGCUCAAGUCGUUUACCCCUUGAGCCGAUUAAUUUAGAGAUAGAAGCCGCCAAUAGAAGAAGAGGAGGACGAAGGAGAAGAGCAAGAGCUCAACAUCAAGUUGAGCCAAUGGAAAAUCCACAUGGGAACAAUGAGGGAAUUCCCCCUCCACCUCCACCUCCAUUAAAUCAAGACCAAAUCAUUCUCCAACUACAACAAGAAAUGGCGGAGAUGAGAAGGGAAAGAGAGGAGGAAAGGAGGCGAGAGGCUCCGGUUAGAGACGCAUUUGGGAACGUCAAUAUCCCACAUCCACCCUAUGAUACAAGGGUGAAUGCCAACAAUUUUGAGUUGAAGACAGGAUUGAUUCAAUUUAUGGAGCAACGUGUUUUCUCGGGAAGGCCCACGGAGGAUCCUAAUAGGCACUUAUCUAAAUUCUUAGAGAUUGCCAAUACAACUAAGCUUAAUGGGGUUCCCGACGAUACAAUCAAACUUAGGCUAUUUCCAUUCUCAUUGUCGGGAUAUGCUAGAGAUUGGUUUGAUAACCUUGAGCCGGGCUCGGUUACAAGUUGGGACGACUUAGCCCAAAAGUUUUUGGAUCGAUUCUUCCCUCUAAGCUCCACUCUCAACCUCCAAGCAGAGAUCUCCCACUUUAAAAUGAAGGGCCAAGAGUCUAUGUUCGAGGCUUGGGAGAGAUUCAACGCCUUGCUAAAGAAAUGCCCCAACCAUGGGUUAUCUCCGGGCCAUCAAGUGAGCCUCUUCUACAAUGGAUGCUCGGAGUUUAUCAAGAGUCAAUUAGACUUUGGUUCGGGGGGUUCAUUCUUGGACAAGGGGGUCGAGGAGUGCAAGAAGAUGCUUCAAAGGCUUGCCUAUACUAGCAAGGGUUGGAGCUCGGGCCGAGAUAGUUCAAUGCCGGUGGCAUCGGUUGUGGAUUCGGAUGCAUUCAAUCUUCUCAACCAACAAAUGAUGUUGUUGAAUCAAAAGGUGGAUGGCCUUAGUUUGGGAGUGGCACCUAUGGGAGAGCCUUUACAUACCGUGGAAGAUGUCAAUUAUGUGCAUCAAGGAGGGAAUCAAAGGAACUUCUACAACUAUCGCCCUAACAAUGGGGGUGGUAAUUACCAAGGCUAUCGCUCACCCUUCAAUGCACAUCCAAACCUUUCUUAUGGCAAUCCAAACAAUGCUAUCCAACCACCUCCACCACCUCGUUUCCCUACACCUAGUGGGUCGACAAGUGGGGCCGCUAAUGUGCCCACCAAUUCUAAACCUUCAAGUGAUGAUGUCACCCAUGAGCUUCUAAAAGCUCUAAUGGAGAAGACCGAUGGAAUCAUGACACAAUCUACUAAGAGAAUUGAUAAGGUUGAGACGGCGGUAGUGGAGGUCACCACGAGAAUGGGGGCUUUGGAGCAUCAAAUGAGUCAAAUUGCCCAAGCCGUGGGCCAACUUCAUCAACCGGGGCAAUUCCCAAGCAACACCAUUCCUAACCCAAAGGAUUGCAAGGCUAUCAAUUUGAGGAGUGGAACAAGCUAUAAGAGCCCCCCUAUGCCCGAAAAGGAAGCUAUUGUGCAACCCGAAGAAGAAGAGACAAUAGAAGUGGAGGCAUCAACGAAGAGCCCACCAAAAGAUCAAGCCGAGACAAUAGUUCCUCCUAAGCCCACGGAAGUUAAACUUCCUUUCCCUCAAAUGAUGCAAAAGAAAAAGAAGGAUGAACAAUUUUCAAGAUUUUUGGAUAUCUUUAGGAAAGUUCAAAUUAACAUCCCUCUUGUUGAAGCACUUCAACAAAUGCCAAGUUAUGCAAAGUUCCUCAAGGAUGUGGUAUCACAAAAAAGGAAAUGGGGGCACUAUGAGACGGUCAACUUGACGGAGAGUUGCAGUGCAAUUAUUCAAAGGAAGUUGCCGGCCAAAAUGCAAGAUCCGGGAAGCUUCACUAUUGAGUGCACUAUUGGAAAUUGCUUUGUGGGGAAUGCCUUGUGCGAUCUAGGGGCUAGCAUUAAUCUUAUGCCAUUGUCCUUCUUCAACAAGUUGAAUAUUGGUAAAUUGAGAUCGACUAGCAUUACUUUGCAAAUGGCGGAUAGAUCGGUGGCAUAUCCCUCGGGCAUAGCAGAAGAUAUAUUGGUGAGGGUGAAUGAGUUCAUAUUCCCCGUUGACUUCGUGGUGUUGGACAUGGAAGAGGAUAGAAUUGUACCUCUUAUUUUGGGAAGACCGUUCCUUGCCACCGGGAAGGCCAUGAUCGAUGUUUCAAAAGGGGAACUUACACUUCGCCUCAAUGAUGAGAGCGUGACAUUUUCGAUAUAUGAGGCCUUAAAGAGGCAUGAUGCGGAACCGGGAGGAAGCCUACAACAUUGCAAUGUUGUGACCGUGAUGGAUGAGUGUGUUGGAGGAGUGGCACCGACCUCUUACUUGGAUGAUCAAUUAGAGAGAUGCAUUUCUCAUUCCAUGUAUUCUUCUCAUUCUUUUGAUGUUUUGGAUGCUAACCCCGAGUUGUUGGAAUUUGUAGGUGCUUUGGACUCGGCUAAAGAAAUCCCUAGAUCACUUCGUCCACAAUUUCUACCUCUUAGGAGUGGAAGUGAAGAUAGCAAUAAAGAUGGGGAAAACAAGAAGCUUGAGUUGAAGCCACUUCCACUACACUUGCGAUAUGCCUUUCUUGGAGGGAAUGACACUUUUCCGGUAAUUGUAUCAUCUUCUCUCUCUAGUUUCGAGUUGGAUAAAUUGUUGAGAGUUCUUAGGAAGCAUAAGAGAGCCAUUGGGUGGUCCAUAUCGGAUAUUAAGGGAAUAAGCCCAACCGUUUGCAUGCAUAGAAUUCAUUUAGACGAGGGGUAUAAGCCUAAGGUACAAAACCAAAGGCGACUAAACCCUAUUAUGCAAGAUGUGGUUAGAAAAGAAGUGUUGAAAUGGUUAGAUGCCGGUAUGAUAUAUGCUAUAUCCGACAGUGAGUGGGUGAGUCCUACUCAAGUGGUGUCUAAAAAGGGGGGCACCACUGUGGUGAAAGGGAAAAAUGAUGAGUUGAUAGCUACUAGAGUGGUGUCCGGGUGGAGAGUUUGCAUUGAUUAUCGCGCUUUAAAUUUGGCCACUAGGAAAGAUCACUUCCCCCUUCCAUUUAUUGAUCAAAUGUUGGAUAGGUUAGCCGGACAUGAGUAUUAUUGUUUUCUCGAUGGUUAUUCGGGAUAUAACCAAAUUUUGAUAGCUCCCGAGGAUCAACAUAAGACGGCUUUUGUGUGUCCUUAUGGUGUCUAUGCAUUUAGGAGAAUGUCUUUUGGGCUUUGUAAUGCCCCGGCUACUUUUCAAAGAUGUAUGAUGUCCAUUUUUCAUGAUAUGGUUGAGAAUAUUAUGGAGGUUUUCAUGGAUGACUUCUCUGUUUUUGGUAUGACAUUUGAUAGUUGCUUGGAUAAUCUAACCAAAGUUUUGCAGAGAUGUGAGGAGACCAAUCUAGUACUCAAUUGGGAGAAAUGUCAUUUUAUGGUCCGUGAUGGGAUCGUGUUGGGACACAAAAUUUCAGCCGGAGGACUUGAAGUGGAUAGAGCCAAGAUAGUUGCCAUUGAGCAAUUGCCACAUCCUUGUAGUGAGAAGGCCGUGAGGAGCUUCCUAGGCCAUGCGGGGUUCUAUAGGCGUUUCAUCAAAGAUUUUUCACAUAUUGCUAGACCCCUUUGCCAUUUACUAGCUAAAGAUGUAAAAUUUGAUUUCACUCUUGAAUGUGCGCAGGCAUUUGAGAAGCUCAAGGCGGCGUUGGUGAGUGCCCCAAUCUUGAUCUCCCCCGAUUGGUCUCAACCUUUCGAGAUCAUGUGUGAUGCAAGUGAUGUGGCGGUAGGCUCGGCUUUGGGACAAAAGAGAGACAAGAUAUUCCGGGUGAUAUAUUAUGCUAGUAGGACAUUGGAUUCGGCUCAAGCUAACUACACCACUACCGAGAAGGAAAUGCUUGCGGUGGUCUACUCUUUUGACAAGUUCCGCCCUUACCUUAUUGGGGCCAAAACUAUUGUCUUUACUGACCAUGCCGCCAUCCGCCAUCUAUUUGUUAAGCAAGAUGCAAAACCAAGGCUUAUAAGGUGGAUCUUGCUCCUUCAAGAAUUUGAUUUGGAAAUCCGAGAUAGAAAAGGGUGUGAGAAUGUGGUGGCGGAUCAUCUUUCAAGAUUGGAGCAUGCUAGUGAAGAGGAAAAAUUGAAGUUGGUCAUCAAUGAAGAAUUCCCGGAUGAGCAUUUGUUUUAUGUGGCCAAGGGUCAAGUGGCAUGGUAUGCCAAUAUUGUGAACUAUCUUGUUGCUAAGGUGAUUCCCGAAGGACUUGAGGACUAUCAAAAGAAGAAGUUCUUCCACGACGUGAAGUUCUAUUUUUGGGACGAGCCUUGUCUUUUUAGAAGAUGUGCCGACAUGGUGAUUAGAAGAUGUGUCCCUCAAGAGGAGUGGGAGUCCGUUAUUAUGCAUUGCCACACCGCACCUAGUGGGGGGCAUUUUGGAGCUAACCGGACUGCUAUGAAAGUGCUCCAAAGUGGUCUAUUUUGGCCAACCAUCACCAAAGACUGCCAGGACUACGUGAGAAGAUGCAACGAGUGCCAGAGAAUGGGGGGUGUUUCUAAGAAGAAGGAGAUGCCAUUGACGACAAUUGUUGAAGUCGAGUUGUUUGAUGUGUGGGGCAUUGACUUCAUGGGGCCCUUUCCUCCAUCUAGUGGGUUCCAAUACAUUCUACUAGCCGUUGACUAUGUAUCAAGGUGGGUGGAAGCCAUUCCUACCCAAACUAAUGAUUCAAAGGUGGUGAUUAAAUUCGUUCAAAAGAACAUAUUCACGCGAUUCGGCGCACCUCGGGCUAUCAUAAGUGAUGGAGGGUCUCAUUUUCGCAAUAGGUGGCUAGAGGCGGUCUUAGCAAGGCAUGGAGUGAAGCAUCGGGUGACAACUCCUUAUCAUCCACAAGCUAAUGGUCAAACCGAGUUGGCCAAUAGAGAGAUCAAACAAAUAUUGCAAAAGAGUGUCAAUGCUAACCGUAGAGAUUGGGCUCUCAAGCUUGACGAUGCUCUAUGGGCGUAUAGGACGGCUUACAAGACGCCAAUCGGGAUGUCACCUUAUCAAUUGGUCUUUGGGAAAUCAUGCCAUCUCCCGGUUGAAUUGAAGCACUCAUCAUAUUGGGCGGUGAGGCAAAUGAACAUGGACUUCACCAAGGCCGGCAAGGAAAGGAAGCUUCACCUCAAUUUACUUGAUGAAUUUAGGAAUGAAGCUUAUGCUAAUUCCUCAAUCUACAAGGAGAGGAUGAAGACGUAUCACGACAAGAUGAUUGAGAGGCGUGAAUUCCACAAGGGGGAUGCCGUGUUGCUUUUCAACCACAAGUUGAGACUCUUUCCGGGCAAGCUAAAAUCUAAGUGGUCGGGACCCUUCACUAUCAAGGAGGUCAUGAGCAAUGGCACAAUGGAGCUCAAAGGACCCGAUGGAAGCACGUUCAAGGCAAAUGGUCAAAAUCUCAAGAGGUUCUUUACCAAGGAGCAACAAGACGAGGUCUUUGUGGUUGCCUUGAUUGAGUAGUGGAGCUUGCAAAGCGUCGGGCAAAUGACGUUAAACAAUUGCGCUAUGGGGGAGGCAACCCCUAGUAGGUAAAAUUUAUAGCUUUUGUGUUUUUGGUGUGUUUUUAUUUUGUUCUUGUUUUUGGUGUGUUUUGUGUGUUUUAAGUGGAACAGGAGAUAGGCUUUGAUGGGUGAAAAGCGGACAAAAAAAAACUGGAGAAAUGG